Molecule: messenger RNA, 3225 nt
Organism: Crotalus tigris (Tiger rattlesnake)
Lineage: Eukaryota; Metazoa; Chordata; Lepidosauria; Squamata; Viperidae
Product: potassium voltage-gated channel subfamily C member 1-like
Exons: 3
Coding region: 28-1629 (533 amino acids)
Biological process (GO): protein homooligomerization; potassium ion transmembrane transport
Cellular component (GO): voltage-gated potassium channel complex; dendrite membrane; axon
Molecular function (GO): protein binding; delayed rectifier potassium channel activity
Source: RefSeq, a predicted model, not a curated record
UGCCCUCCUUGCGCAACGCCAGCCCAGAUGCGGCUGCGGGCGGGGUGGCCGGGCGGUUUCCAGCCGGGCUGGAGCGGGAAGGGGCGCGGAGGGGGGAGCGACUGGCUGCGGAUUGGCCGCCUCGCUCCGCCGCCCGCCUGGGAGGCUCCGCGUCCGACAGACCGAGCCGCCGCCGCUACGGUUCGGUCCUCGCCGCUCGGCCAGCCGCGGGCGGAAGGGAAGCGGGGACGUCCCCGGCCGACAGCGAGCCGGAGCGCGGACAGCGGCGGGGCGGAAGCCCGCAAAGCGCCCGGCCAGGUCUCCGGAGCCGCCGGGCCAGGCAUGGAGGGCCCCUCCAGCCGGGUUACCCUGAACGUGGGCGGGCUGCGCUACCGCACCUGCCGCCGCAUCCUGGCCGCCUUCCCGGGCACCAAGCUGGGCGGGCUGGCCGAGCCCGGGGCCGCGGCCCGCUUCGAUUACGACGCCCGCGCCGGCGAGUUCUUCUUCGACCGGAGCGGCCGCCUUUUCGAGCACGUGCUGCACCUCUGCCGCAGCGGCCACCUCCACGGCGCCGCCGCCGCCGCCGCCAAUUGCCGCGCGGCCCUGCGGACGGAGCUGGCUUUCUGGGGGCUCUCGGAGGCGCGGCUGCCCGCCUGCUGCUGGAGCGAGCUCUGCCCGGAGGGCGAGGAAGCCGAGGAAGCCGAGCAGGGCGGCCCCGGCCAGCCAGAGGACCGGCGCGGCCUGUUGGAGCGGGUCCCGCGCGGGACGGGCGGCCCGUGGGCGCGGUGGGCGCGCCCGGCCUGGGCGUUCCUGGAGGAGCCGCACUCCUCGCCCUGGGCCACGGGCUUUGCAGUCGGGUCACUGCUGUUCAAUGUUGCUGUCAUCAUUAUCCUCUGUGUCAAAGGAGGCCAACCUGAAGACUCCAUAGGAGGCAGCAACUUCACCCACCCCCACAUCCACUACCAUUCAGUGGAAUCGUUGUGUCCCCAGAUACCUUCUCUCCUCCACCUGGAGCUUUUCUUCAUUCUCUGCUUUAUGGGUGAAUUUGUCGUUCGACUCGUUUUCUGCCCAGACAAAAAGAAAUUCUUUCAAAAGCCCCUGAAUGUGUUCGAUUUCUUGGCACUUUUCCCAGUUUGCCUGGAUCUCUCUUUCAGCGGACAUGCACACAAGCCUGAAGCUCUCCCGUGUUGGCUGAACUUGUUCCGUGUGGUGUAUAUCAUCAAACUCUUGAAGGUCUUCAAGUUGGUGGAAACCCCACUGAUGCUGAAAGUCUUCCCCUACAUGUUCAAGUCCAUCUUGAAGGAGAUUGCCAUCCUGAUGUGGGUUUUUCUUUUUGAAAUCCUUUUCUUUGGCACCCUCAUGUUGUUUGCCGAAUUGAUCGAGAAUCACCCAGAUUUACUGCUUCGUGACAUUUUCUCAUCCUUCUGGUGGGCUGUCAUCACCUUGACCACCGUAGGCUAUGGUGAUAGGCAUCCCACCCGCCCAGCUAGCAAAGUGAUUGGAGCCUGUGCGGUGCUUUGUGGCUUGCUUACCAUCAUUAUCCCCAUCCCCAUCUUUUUUAUAAAAUUCAAGAAUUAUUAUAUUUCUGCUGUAAUUAAGGAAAAGAAGAAGCGAGAAGAGAAGGCCACCGUGACAACCUCAGAAGUCUAAUGCAGUGAUUGAGGCUUUUAUUUGGAGGAGGAAACCCCUUUCCAUUCCACGCUGAACUGCAGAAUGUCCUGCUGAAUUAAAUUGGAUCUUCUGUGCUGCGUCUUUUGCUGACCUUCAUCUGUCUGCCAUGUCCCCCUGCUCUGGCCUGGUUCGGCUUUGAGAUGACUGUUGCGGACUCUGCCGCAUUGUAAUAGCAGCUCUUCUUCCUUCAGAGACGUACUCCAUAAAGCAGCCUGUAAAGUCAAGCAAUUGGGGGGGGGGGUUUGAACUGAAAUGGCCCCUGUAGUAUUGCAAACCAGAUUUUUUAUGAUUUAUACUCCCGUUCUAAUUCCUGGCAAACCUUUUACUGUCUCCCACUCGGGGGUUACUUCUGGCAUUCUUUAUUCCCUUGCACCAUUUCGCAGUGCCAGAAGUUCCCUCAAAUAACUUGGAGCCUGGACGGCCUAGGUUGCUCCACUAUUCCAUGCCCACUGCAGAGAACCAAAACAAUAACCUCCCUACCAGCCCUGUGGGAGAGUCAAAACACUGUGAAGCUCUCCUCCCAUGCAGGCGUCAUGAAUUACCUAACUGGUAAUGCAACCCUUUGUGCUCCCCAGAAUUUAUUUCCCCCUCCUAAACUGAGUCCCGGCUCAAGGACAUGCCUGCUCCCUCUUUCAGUUCUCCUGAACAGCUUGGGGGGGGGGGAGAACCCCCCCAACUGCCCUUUCCUCCUCCCAAAGAAGCUAUGAAGGCGCUGGCCCCUCUGGAAUUCUGCUGUUUGCUUCUGGGACAACUUCCCUGGUCCCAGGGAGGCAGAGGGCUCGUGCCAAGUCUCCUUGGCACCAGACAUGCCAGCUGUCUUGUUUCACACUUGGCCACUUCAGAUCUAGUGACUUCUGAAGCAGUUCUAGCUCUCGCCUUUCCUCUUGUCCUCCCUUCCUGCUUAUUUUCUCUCCCCACUCCCAGCUUAUUACUUUCAAAUGAUCACAAGCUCAAGAAAUAAAAGGGUGGUUGGUUUCAAAAGUUCAUUUCCUUGCCUUGAAAUAACCUCUCCGGUCAAGAAGGGGAGAGAGGUGGUGUUAGUUUUGUUAAUAAGCGUAGUGUAAAAUAGCACUUUUUUCUUCCAUCUAAGAUGCUUUUCUUAUGAGGCCAUUUACAAUCUUGACACCUACAGGCUGACAGGCUCCUCUGCCACACACAGUCUGACUUGCUCCCUAGUAGUCCUGCACUCUAUUCACAGGCCAGCUCUCCCCCCUCCCCCCCCCAGGGGCUUGCUCAGAAGGCUAAUCUGCACAGGCACCCAAACUAAUGCCAACCAAGUUUAGUGGGCAGACACAUUUGUAUUUAAACUAGCCGGAUUUCACAUUGUGUGUAAACAUUGUGCCUGUCCCAAGUAGCUGUGCUAAGCGUGGAGUAGGCAGAAGGAAGCAAAUGAGAGCCAAGAGAAGUUUGUGGCAUCUUGAGUUGGAGGUUGUUAAUCACAUCGUAACCGUCUGUGAACUUCUUGAACUGCUAGCGAUGUCAGCCCUCCCUCUGAAGCAGGGCUUCGGUGGGGCUUCCUAUUUGUAAAGAAGAGGUGUCCAUACAAAGCUCGGCCCAAUCUGGUUACAAAGGGAU